This is a messenger RNA of Teleopsis dalmanni, 2795 nucleotides long. Its product is annotated as membrane alanyl aminopeptidase-like. Gene Ontology annotation, molecular function: metalloaminopeptidase activity; peptide binding; zinc ion binding. Gene Ontology annotation, biological process: peptide catabolic process; proteolysis. The transcript has 7 exons. The coding region runs from base 6 to 2795 and encodes 929 amino acids. Gene Ontology annotation, cellular component: cytoplasm. NCBI's taxonomy places the organism in Eukaryota, Metazoa, Arthropoda, Insecta, Diptera, Diopsidae. The record is from RefSeq and is a predicted model, not a curated record.
UAGCCAUGCGGACGCGAACGAUACUGCAUAUUGCGUUGCUAUUGUUGAUAAUCUGCAUCUGUCAUAGAUUAGCCCAAGCGCAAAUAAAUUAUCGUUUAAGUAAUGAUAUUAUACCAGAGGCGUAUAAUAUUACAAUAAAACCGUAUCUGUUGGUCGAAGACGAAGAAAACUUAUUUAAAUAUGAAGGUGAAAUACAAAUAAAAUUGCAUGCGAUCGUGUCUGAAGUGCGGGAAAUCACAUUGCAUAAAGGCAUUGGAGUUAUUUUAACGGCUGCUGCUUUUUACGACAGUACCAAUAAAAAAAUCUAUUUAAAUAUAGAAAGUUUCGUUUUUGAUCAAGUAACCGAUAAAUUGACAAUUAGACUUGAUAAUGCUCUAACCGUAAAUGCUGCAGUAACGCUUCAUUUUGAAUUCAAUGGUAAAAUCAGAACCAAUCUGACGGGAUUAUAUCGCACGAAAUAUAUAGAUGAGAAUGAAAAUCUGAAAUGGAUUGCUGCAACACAAAUGUACACUAUAAACGCCAGAACUGUAUUUCCAUGUUUUGAUGAACCAGCACUGAAAGCCAAAUUUCGAAUGCAAAUAAGCCGUCCCAAGGAAUUCAACUCUGUUUUCAACACUAGACUCAUUAAAACCGAAGUUGAUGGUGAAAAUCGAUAUAUGGAUUACUUUGAGGAAACACCACUCAUGUCGACUUACUUAGUGGCAUUUAUUGUAUCUGAUUUUGUUACAACCGGCAAUACGGAUUUUUCGAUUAUUACACGUUCAGCGUACAAAAAUUACACCGGUUUCAGCUUUGAAGUAGGAUUGAAAGCUGUUGCUGCAUAUGACAAUUUCACACAAUUGCCCUAUAAGGAUCUUGGAAAUACGAUUUUACAAAAUGCGGGUAGCCCAGAUCUUCCUUACAAUGCAAUGGAAAAUUGGGGUCUUGUAAUUUAUAAGGAAUCCGUUUUGGUCAAUGAGCCAGGUUACACUGAUGGUUGGGCAAAUAAGCAAUACACUUUGACGGUUUUAGUACAUGAAAUCGCUCACAUGUGGUUCGGUAAUAGCGUUACCUUUGCUUGGUGGAGUUAUUUUUGGUUGAAUGAAGGAUUCGCACGUUACUAUCAGUAUUUUAUGGCACAUGAGUUAUACCCAGAAUAUCAAUUGGAUCAGCAGUUUGUGAUAAAUCAAAUGCAUUUUAUUUUUGGCAUUGACGCUGUAAAUACAACCCAACCACUGACUAUCCCUGAGGGCAGUGUCCAAUCUCCUUCAGAAAUUGAAAAUACAUUUAGUAUUAUUGCUUAUGCAAAAGGUGCGUCCAUAAUUAGAAUGAUACGUAAUUUAAUGGGUUCAGAUAACUUUGACAAUGCGAUACGACAAUAUUUAAAAGAAAAUCAUUUGAAAAAUGUUCGACCACAAGAUCUGUUCACUCGGCUUAAGGCACAUUGGCCGACAGACCAAGUUCUCAACCUAGAUAACUUUUUCUACGAUUGGACUGAGAAAGUGGGGUAUCCAUACGUAUUCGUACGCUUAGAUAAUAAUGGAAGUGACGUUUAUAUAGAACAACACCGUUUCUUAUUCGAUCCCAUAGAAGGAAGUAAUCCAAACCUUUAUUACACAAUACCUAUAACCUUCACAACUGAUAAACAAAAAAAUUUUAAUGAUUUAAAACCGAAGUUUUAUAUGGACAAUUCCGGAAUCAGUGCUUCGCGAAGUCUGGAGGAUAAUGCUGAGUGGAUUAUUUUCAAUUUACAGCAAUCUAACUACUACCGUGUGCUCUAUGAAGAGAAAAUACUAAUCAACAUCAGAAAAGCACUACUUCAGAAAAAUCAUAGUGACAUUCCCGUCAUCAAUCGUGCACAACUGGUGGAUGAUUUGUUUAAUUUUGCACGUAACGGAUCAGUUAGCUAUGAUAGAGUCAUUCAGUUCAUGGAAUAUUUGGCAUUUGAAACAGAAUAUUUACCUUGGUAUGCUGCCUUCUCCGGAUUUGAGCAUGUAGCAAAGCGGUUACCAUUGAAGAGACAAAAAGAUUUUGGUGACUUUUUAAAAGAAAUUACGGAAGCAGUUUAUAAAAAAUUAGGCUUUGUGAAUAAAGAUAAUACCAUACUUGAUGUUUAUAACCGUAACAAGGUAAUAAAUUGGGUAUGCAAGUAUGGAAUUGAAGAUUGUAACAAGAUAGCACAAGCUCAAUUUGAUAAUGUCAUCAAUACAAAUGUGAAGCCUUCAGCCGAUUUUCGAGAAACACUCUAUUGCAGUGCCGUACGAAGCUCUUCUUAUAGGUAUUAUGAAACUUUAUUUAAUUGGUUUACAGCUGAAAACGUGACUACUGAAAAAGAGUUACUGGCACGUUCACAAGGUUGUACACGACUUCACUAUAAAGCACAUUUCGAACGAAUUAUGAAGCGUGCCAUACCAGGUGAUUACAGAGUCAUGACUCUAAAAUCUUUAUAUGGAGAAAAUCCAGAAAAUGUAGAACCUGUUUUUGAUCUUAUGCUCUAUGAUAUUGAAGAGUUAUCCAAAACACUUGGAGGGUGGCCCGUUGUAGCGGAUGUUAUUAGUGAUAUAGCAGACUAUUUUACUACUAUAGAACAACAAAGGAAAUUGGAGACUUUUGUUAAGAACAAAGGAGAACUUUUCGGAACUUCAAAAGUUACUUUAGAUAGAGCUGUAAACAAAGUUGCUAGUAACUUGCUAUGGACCGAAAAUAAUUUCGGUGUACUCUACACUUAUUUCGAUGAAAGAGAUAAUGCUGGGAUAAAUCAACAGAUAUCGAUGUUAGUUAUUUGCCUUAGUGUUCUACUAAAUUUCUUCCGAUAA